AUGGCCCGGAAGAGCGAAGAACCUCCUGGUGCUCUGAGCCAAAAGCAGGAACAGCUCAUCACAAACAGCUUCCUGCGGACUGCAAAUCCACCCAAGGAAAGAAAGUCUGCAAAGAAAGCAGGGGGCAUCAGCAAGGCAGAAAAAGAGAGACUGCAGCGAGAAGCAGAUGAGCAGAAACUGAGAGAGGAAGAAGAAGCUCGUCUCAUUGCGGAACGUGAGGAAAAUGAAAGGCUGGAGAGAGAGCGAAUUGAGCAAGAAAAACAACAACUACUUGAGUUAAAGGACAAGGAGCGCAGAGAAGACGAAUUAAACGAACUACGGCAUAUUUUAGACGAGAAUCAUGCUGCAGUUAUAUCGUGGGAAUCUGACUGCAAGGAGAAAGCAAAGUGGGCUCGAUAUAUGCGCUGUGAUGGCACUCCAGAUCCAUCUGUGCAGUCAGAAAUCAACUCCUUUAUCAGUUUAUGGCAAGAGGACUCAGAAACCCAAAUUCAGCAGAUAUUGGAGAACUGCGACCUGGCCCUUCAGCUGACGGAUGAACUGGAUUUUCUUUUGAGCGAUGGUCCAGAGCCCUGCGCUGCUGAGCAGUAUCGAGAAACACUUCUGACUUCACAGAAUCUCAUCCAUUGUAAACUCAAUAAGGCCACAGAGGAGAUACUAAAGUGUGCAAAAUCCAAUUCCGACAUUGAGACCGGAAACAUGCAGACUGUAGUCCAGGGUACAAACGUCACUCUUUGUCUAUGGGCAAACCUCAACAAAAACCCAAGGUUUAAAAGUUUUCAGUUUCAGGAGGUGGGUCUGGGCUUUGAGCUGCCCAAGCCACUGGCAGUGAGUGACAUUGCUGUCCGGAUCCUUCACACACGCUAUGACCACCUGUCCCACCGCAGUGAGCGAAAACAGAUUGAGAAAAAGAAGAAGUCUAUGAUGGGGGACGCCUGCACUCCUUUGGCCUCGACUGAAAGCUCUACAGCAGAACAGAAUGAGGACAACAUGGAGGGAGAUGAAGGAGCAAGCACAGAGCAGGUGGAGGAGGAACGGAGAUCGGUCAGAUCAGAGAGCAAGAGUGCUACGAGUGUCAAGUCACUUAAGGAGGGAAGGAAAAGCUCUUCAAUAAAGCUGGUAGGAGAAGAAGGUCAGAUGGAGACUCCUGCAGAGGAACCCAUCACAGCAGUUGGAUCUGACCAAAAUGGCUCCCUCCCAUCACUACAUGACCCUGUGAUUGACAACGGCGAAAUGCAUAUAGUGGACCUGCAGCAAUACACACCACUGGGGGGAGUCUUCUACUUUGAUGUUUUUCAUUUACCGCCACAAUCUAAUACAGUGAACGGCUGGGAAAUGAGACAGUUGUUAGACACAGGUCUCCAGAUCUUCCCUUACCCAACAGAACAGUGUAGUUCUGCCUCGAUUAGGCCUGAUGAAAAUUGUGCCGUUGCCUCUCUGCCUGUAGGGGUCACUGUAGCUGUUCCUGACUCCAUAAUGUUCCUAGAGGAGCCCCAAGUGGCACGCUGGGACUCUGAUGGUCAAAACUGGAGGACAGACUGCAUCUCUGAGGUUUCUUAUGACGCACAGACCCGCAAAAUCUCCUUUCAGAUGAAUGCGUUUUAUGCCUUCACGUUGCUGCAGGAUUCCCAUGCUAACAUGCCUUUCCAGUCAUGGGAACUGAGGCCGCUGGGUCAAGACUCGGCACUGCUCACAAUUACCGGAGCUCUCAUUGGAAUCAGCAUCACUAUCAAGGGUGACAAGUGUAUGCUGCACAUGGAGGAUACAAAGGAACUGGAUUACCUGCUUGGCAAAUGGAUGGGACCCUCUGCAAUGCAGAAAGCCAUGAAAAAAGCCGGGAUCAAUAUAUUUGUAAACGAGUAUUCAGACAAUUAUGUCAGCAUCAACCCAAAGGACCCAUUAAUAGAGCACACAGUGUAUGAACAAAUGGCGCUUAUGUCCUCAACAAUGGCUUUUUCGUGGAGCCGCUGGAACUCACAAUGUGGACAAGCGCAUCUUGUUCUUCAGGCAUGUGAACAGUUAAAGGCAGAGCCUGUGGCAGAUGAUGCGUGGUCUCUGUACCUGCUGGGUGCUCAGAGGAGUCAGCGUUUGAAGAUGAAGGAGCACGAUGAAAGUUUUUCUCCCGAGUUGGCCGAUGGCACAGAGUUCCAUUCUACCUUUCUGCACAUGCUCAGACCGGACAUAAGCAGCGAAGGCCAAGAGAAAGUCUCACAAUCUCACUAUCUUUUCAUUGACACCGUGCAAAGGCUUCUGUGCGCCACACGUGUGCUUACAUUCUCCUGAAGAGAGACAGCACAUCCAGAGACAUACAAAUGCAUACAGAUACAAAGCAUCUACGACUGUUCUGCAUUGUCAUGUUAUCGGCGGGUACUGUAGUUUAAAAAAAAAAUCCUUGUUGCACUUGAAUUAAAUUUUUACAAUUAAUUUCAACAUGCUUGACUGGUGAAGAGUGCUAUAAAUGUAAAAAAUAAAGCUGAAUUA
This is a messenger RNA of Paramisgurnus dabryanus, 2478 nucleotides long. Lineage: Eukaryota; Metazoa; Chordata; Actinopteri; Cypriniformes; Cobitidae. The record is from RefSeq and is a predicted model, not a curated record.